AUGAAACUCGGUGUUCAUCCGGUGAGAACGCCAUGUGGUACUUCAGGUUCAUAUUUUGUCCGCGAUGCUAGCAAGAAGUAUAUCGCGAUAUUUAAACCAAAGGAUGAAGAACCUUUUGCAUCAUUAAAUCCUAAAUGGCCGAAAUAUUUUCAACGAAUCCUAAGCUUUUGUUGUUUUGGUCGAGCUUGUCUCAUCCCUAAUAUGGGUUAUAUGUCUGAAUUGAAGAUAGUGCCUAACACAUAUCUCGUUCAACUCGCUUCUCCAUCAUUCUUUUAUCGAAAACAGGGUGAAUUCAAGCUGAAAAAUGGAAGCUAUCAGUGCAUUAUCAUAUUCCGUGUACAAUUAAUGAAAUCAUAUUUUCAGCAACGUCUGAGAAUAAAUAGAAAAUCAAAAAAUAGUUCGUUUCAGUUAUUCGUUGAUGGCUUUGAGAGUGCAAAUAUUGUUCUAGCAAAAUGGUCGCAUAAAUCGCCGUUAACUGAGAAGGAAUCGCAAAAAUUUCAUAUAUUAUUCCAGAAAAUGUGUGUUCUUGAUUAUGUUAUAAGGAAUACUGACCGACAUAUGGAUAACUGGCUAAUUAAAUAUAAACAGAAUGAAGAAAUAGAUAUUGCUGCAAUCGAUAAUGGAUUAGCAUUUCCAGUAAAACAUCCAGAAACCGCAAGUCGCCUAAGGCCAUUCCCAUUUGAAUGGGCGAAUCUUUCAUGGGCACUAAUUGUACUAUUAAACAAUAUUUUUCAACCAUGGGACGAUACAUUAAAGGAAUUUUUAUUGGGCUUGCUUACAACAAAAUUUGUGCGAGAUCUAUGCGCUGAUCUCAGAACUCUUUUCAAAUACGAUCCAACCGCUAACAGUUUGCUCAUUCACAAUCAGCUAAAAGUGAUGAGAGGACAGAUAUGGAACCUUAGAUGCUCAUUAUUGAACGAAGAAUCUCCUGCUCAGAUGGUAAAGAAAGCGCCGAUUCUUGUUUCCUUUCGAAAUCGAGGUUAUAUUGGCUCAAUCACUGCUGACUGGAACGAAGCAUUUAUCGUUAAACCAGCUGAUUAUAGGCGAAGACAAUGGUGUUGA
Dracunculus medinensis (Guinea worm) is the source of this 1062-nucleotide messenger RNA. NCBI's taxonomy places the organism in Eukaryota, Metazoa, Nematoda, Chromadorea, Rhabditida, Dracunculidae. The record is from the annotation of a GenBank genome assembly.